AUGGGCGGGACGGCUCUGUGCCUCGUUGUCGCUUCCUGGGUUGGCUCGGCUGGUUCGCUGGGCUGCAGAUGGGCCCCACCGCCGCCUCCGCCCCCGCAUGGGGAAAACCCGAGGACAACGGCCGGUGGCUCCGGUCUCCCACCCGGGAAAUACGACGUCUUCAUCAUCCCCGAACACUCGGCCGGCUCGGGGUUCCUCUACCUACCCUCCCUAAAGCCACAAUGGAACAGCUUCAUUGCUGGUGUUGUGAGCACGCUGGCAGUUGUCAUCAUGUCGAAUCUCGCUAGCCCCGUGGUGACGGCCAUGUUCAACAGCCCCGACAAAACGUGGCCGUUCCUCUGGGUCACAUUGGUGGCAUGUAUCGGCGCUGCGGCUUUCCUUUUGGGUCGACAGCAGAAUGGGUCCUCGGACCAGCAAAAUAGACAAGGCAACAAUCAGUCGGGAGGCCACCAGGGACCGGGAGGAGGAGGAUACGGCAACGGAGCGAGGUCGUCGUGGUACACCCCUCCACCUCAGAAUGGUCCCCCACCAAACCAGGGGCCGCCCCCUCACCAGCCGCCGCCUCAACAUGAGGGCCCCAGAGACGGCGGCGGACACUACCAGUCCUGGCAAGAACAGCCAAGACAGCAACCACAGCCUGAGGCCCAACCCCGACCGCAGCCGCAGCCGCAGCCGCAGCCGCAACCACAAGCUCAACCCCGGCCCCAACCACCGCCGCAACCGCAGCCCCAGCCUCAGCAGGCUCCACCGCCUCAACCGCAGGCUCCACCACCUCAACCGCAGGCUCAACCCAAACCCGAGCCGAAGCCGAAGCCGAAGUCGAAGCCGAAGCCGAAACCGCAAGAACCGAGGCGGGAGGUACCCAAGGAGGCACCCAAAGAGGCACCCAGAGAGGCGCCGAAAGAGGCACCCAAGGAGGCGCCAAAGCCGAAGCCACAACCACCUCCGGAGCCGAAACAACAACCGCAACCGCCCCCGCCUAGACCGACCUCAUCAAAGUCGGAAGCCCCAAGGGGUGCCUGGGAAAAAGCAAGGGAGGAAAUGCGGCGAAGAGAAGAAGAGCGCAAGGUCAAGGAGGCCGAGGCCAAGAAAAAGGAGGACACUGCCCGCCGCCUACGCGAACUUCGUGAGCGGGAGGCCAAGGAGCGUGAUAAGAGGGAAAGGGAGGCCCGGGAGCGCGAUAUCAAGGAGAGACUCCGGCAAGAGCAGGAGGCGAGAGAAAGGGAGCGUCUUGAAAGGGAAGUGCGGGAAAAGAUUGAGAGGGAGCUCCGCGAGAAGGCAGAGCAGGAGGCCAGGGAGCGCGAGGCGCGCGAGCGAGAAACUAGGGAGCGGGAGGCGAGGCUGAGGGAGGAGCAGCGAAAGAGGGACGAGGAACGGGCCCGCCAAGAGAGGGAGCGCCAGGCUGCCCGAGACCGGGAACGGAAAGAACGCGAAGAGCGCCUUGCCCGACUCCGUCAGGAACAAGCAGAAAGGGAAAGGGAGAGGGAGAGGGAGGAGAGGGAGAGGGAAAGGGAGAGGGAGGAAAGGGAGAGGGAAAGGGAAAGGGAAGAGAGGGAGAGGGAAAGGGAGGAGAGGGAGAGGGAGGAGAAGGAGAGGAACGAACGCAAAGGCACCACUUACGCCUACUCCUCCGUCGGCGAAAAGACCAGCAUGUGGCCGAAUGGGAAGCCGCCCAGCGUCGCCCCGUCCCAAGCGGCAUCCACCCCGCCGCCGUCCAAGCCGACACCCUCUCAAUCCCCUCCAUCACCAACGAAACCAGCGCCGUCGGCAACGAGACCCGCUCCGUCGGCGACGAAACCCACCCCGUCGGCAACAAAACCUGCUCCACCGCCGCCAAAACCCGCCCCAUCCCCCACCAAAUCCACCGCCUCGGCGACCGGCACCGAAGACACCUACUCCUACCGCCCCUACGACAAACCCAAGAAGACGCCAGCCCGCAAGACGUCCGUUUCGGACUUUUCCGAAGCCUCCUGGGCCCCGUCCGCCUCAACCGCCCGCACCACUCCGCCGCCCUCCACCCGCGGCCCCUACACCACCAGCGAUCCCCAGAAGAUCAUCAUCAAAGCCGUCUACGGCUACCUCAACCAAUUCUCCAAAACCCCCGCCUCCCAGCUCAUCUCGGGCAUCAACCCGGUCACGGACGGCCUCAUCCUGCGCGUCACGUCGGCGGGCCUCUUCGUCGACGACGACGUCCGCGGCGUCGCCCAGCGCGAGUGGGACGUCAAGGCCUGGACCCUCAAGCUGGUCGAGAUCUGGUGCCCCGUGCACGCCGUCUCGGCCCAGGCCGCCAACACCCCCGGCUCCGCGCCCACCAACCACCCCUUCUUCAAGACCAUGCCGCAGGGCGGGCGCCGCGCGGCGGAGCGCGGCGCCACAAAGACCAUGCUGGGCGAGGAAGCCGUGGGGUACAUCGACGAGUUUGGCCGCGUGUGCGACGGCAACUGCAAGCAGGCCGCCGGCCGCGCUGGCGGUUCGACCGUGAGUGGGGGGAGUGGCAGCAGCACUGAGAAGGGCAAGGGCUUGCAUCUGCUGCGGGCUACGAUUAGGGAUCAGGAGGGCAAGCGCUACCUGUUUGUCAUUGAUGAGAGCGAGGCCUGGAAGAUUGCUGGCGGCUUGGCGGCGCUCCGUGGGAGUAGCCAGGUAAGGGCGCUUGGGGUUGCUGGCUUUAGUGGCUUGGAGUCCAAGACGUUGCUGGAUACCCUCGGGUGGACGGCGUGAGUCGUCCUUCUUGGGCCGGGCAGGGGAGCGAAUGAAGAGGGGGAGGGGGUGGGCCGCG
This is a messenger RNA of Chaetomium fimeti, 2776 nucleotides long. RefSeq lists its product as uncharacterized. The transcript is spliced from 2 exons. Lineage: Eukaryota; Fungi; Ascomycota; Sordariomycetes; Sordariales; Chaetomiaceae. Bases 1 to 2718 code for a protein of 905 amino acids. The record is from RefSeq and is a predicted model, not a curated record.